Ornithodoros turicata is the source of this 2385-nucleotide messenger RNA. RefSeq lists its product as uncharacterized. Bases 1 to 2385 code for a protein of 794 amino acids. Lineage: Eukaryota; Metazoa; Arthropoda; Arachnida; Ixodida; Argasidae. The record is from RefSeq and is a predicted model, not a curated record. Gene Ontology annotation, molecular function: nucleic acid binding; zinc ion binding. The transcript has a single exon.
AUGCUGGUACAGUUUCAUCUGAAGCGGUUGCUAGGUCUUCAGCCAGUACGCUUCUCCCGCAAUGUUCUCGUACUGAGACGUCUUCACGACACAGUGAAGGCUCAUAUGAGGAGUUUAGAAGCGCUGGGUACUACCUCAAAGUCGUUUUGCUCUCUACUGUUUCCUGUUCUACAACAAGUGGUUCCGCAAGAUAUGAUUCUCAGCUUCCAGAGGAAGGUUCACGGCGACGAACAAUCGCUUGGAACUACAUCGGCAGAAGAUCGGUAUGAGAUACUUCUCACGAAGUUGCUAGACUUUAUCAAGAUGGAAGCUGAGUGCCGGGAGCAACUGCCACUGGGUACAGGAGAUAGUGUCUACCACACGAGGAGGCCUAUUCAGACGACCCAGAGGAAGUUACGGCAAACUUCUUCUGAAAGACUAUCGUCCGCCUCCGCUCUUGGCGUCGAAGCCAGGAAACCGACUACCACUCGUGACAAGACGGAGCCCUGCUUCUUUUGCGGGAAUGAUCACGAGAUGCUGAAUUGCAACUUACAAGCAAAUGUGGCAGAGUUGGAAGAAAGGCUUCGUAGCAGCCACAGAUGCUUUCGAUGCGGCAAACAGUAUCAUACAGCAAAGGUCUGCCGAUCAUUUCAUAGCCUCAAAUGCAGAAAAUGUAAUGGACGACACUUAACUGUGCUGUGCAAGCAGAAGAGUACAGUACCAAGGUCUGGAGGGACGGUACUCGCAAGUGGCACGUGGCAACGUACAGGUUUGCGACAGGACAUAGUCCUGCUGCAGACUGCGCAAGUAGUCGUUUGCGCGGCCGGAGGAAAGGAGAAGUGCGUCCGUAUCCUCAUAGAUGGGGGAAGUCAAAGAAGUUUCGUUAAGCGAGCACUGUCCAAGAAGUUGCAAUUACCGACUGUUGGGAAAGAGCAUUUGGUCAUCAAUACGGUAGGCAAGGCCGGAACCGAAUCGUUGCAUCGUAGAGUGAAAGUCAGGCUUCGGUCGCAGUAUACUUCCGAGGAAGUUUGCAUUGAAGCUCUUGAGAUACCAGAAAUCUGCAUCGGCAAUCUUCCUAAUAUUGACCGGAAAUCUCUUGCUCAGCUGAAAUCCGAGGGAAUGUCUUUAGCAGAUGAAGCUACGUUCGCUGACGCGUCACCUGAAAUACUGAUACUUGUAGGAGCAGAUUUCUAUGGGUCCGUUGUAGCAGGGAGACAAGUACGAGUUCGUGACAAUCUCAUCGGUAUGGAAACCAUUUUCGGAUGGACUCUACAAGGCCCUACGGGAAAGCAAUCAGGUUACGAGUCUAACGCUCUACAUGUGCAAGUGUCCAGCGUUAACCACGACGAGGUCUCCAAUGCGCUGCAGUCUUUCUGGGAGUUAGAGCACCUUGGUAUUGUUGACAGUGAAGAGUCGGAGGGCAAGAAGCAUGAAGUUUUCCAGAGGUUUCAGGACACAACCAGAUUUGAAGAUGGUCGUUAUACAGUGCGCCUGCCGUGGAAUGAAGACCUCGUCUCACGACUGGGAAACAACAAGGCUGUAGCGGAGCAGCGUUUACGCAGCGCCACCCGUACUCUUUUGAGAGAUCAAAAGGUCAUGAACGAAUACGAUCAGGUGAUACGACAGUAUCUCAUUAACGGUCAUGCCGAGCGUAUUGAUGCAGCAUCACCAUCACCUGUUGCUGCCCCGGAAUAUUACAUGCCACAUAAUGCAGUUAUCAGACGCGAGAGGGAGACUACGAAGGUUAGAAUUGUAUUCGACGCCUCAUCGAGUGCUCCGGGUUUUCUAUCCCUGAACCAAGUUCUGCACGCCGGUCCAAACUUGAACUCUGACAUCCUUUCUCUGCUCUUAAGGUUUCGAAUGCAUCGCAUAGGCAUGGUGGCAGACAUCGAGAAAGCUUUCUUGCAGAUUGCACUUCACAAACAGGAUACAGACGCUCUGCGCUUCUUAUGGUACACUUCGACGCCGAUCGCAGGACAGCCUCUACCGUCUAUUGAGACAUGGCGCAUGACACGAGUGCCAUUCGGAGCACGAUCUAGUCCGUUCCUGCUGUCCGCGACCAUUGAGCAUCAUUUACAGCAAGCAGAGAAGGAUUACUUGCAGACUGCUACGCUCUUGGAGCAAUCCUUUUAUGUGGACGAUUUAGUGGUCAGUGUCAGCACAUCAGGAAAUGCCAGGACACUUCAUGAGGAAACUCUGAGCAUAUUCGAAGCGGCCGGCAUGAAGAUAAAGAAGUGGGUCACUAACGACGAGGCACUUCUACGAGAGAUGUUUAAAAAGGGGAACUCUACAACGGAGACUACACAGAAUCAGACUAAGAAGGUUUUGGGGGUCAUAUGGGAUCUUCAACAUGAUCAGUUACGAUGUUCAGUUGCGUCUGUCCUGGAUUCCAUGACGGAAAGCUAG